CGUGCUUUUGUUGGAGCAAGGCAUAUGUGGGACUCGCGAAUUUUCCACUAAAGAUGAGGUAAGCACAUCGGGUACGUUUUGGGCAAAACGCUACUACCAAUUGGGCCGAACGUGACCACCCGCCCCCGGAUAUGCCCCAAGUGUUCUCUACUGCGGGGCCUUAGUCGCCGCGGGUGAGAAACUUAAUCGAACACCUUAAGCGCGCCAGCCCAACCAGGCGACGAGAAGCAUUGAUGGCUUCGUCUGCGAGGGCUUUCGGUGCAGUCCUCUGCAGAGUCUCACUGUCACAGGGCCUCUCUUCCCUCAGGAGCUCACUGUGCCUUCAGGGAAUCGGCUUGCUGGGCUCGAGGUUGCCUUCUGCUCUUCCGAAGGAGGCGCGUAAUACCCAGACCGUGCGAAAGAUAUGGACCUCGCGCCCUGUUUGCAUGGGCAGGCGUUCUUGCAAGAUCGCUGGAAGAAAGGAUGCACAGAAUCUGAAGAAAAUGAAACGUAAUAGCAAAAUUGGAAAAGAAAUUGUUGCUGCUAUACAGAGAGGAGGUCCAAAUCCUAAUUCGAAUACAGUUUUAGCUGCUAUACUAGACAAAGCUAGGGAGCUUGAUGUACCCAAGGAAAUUGUGGAGCGUAACAUAAAAAAAGCAUCGGAAAAGGGACAAGAGGCUUAUAUUGAGAAAUUCUACGAGGUAUAUGGUUUUGGUGGGGUCGGUAUGGUUGUUGAGGUCCUAACAGAUAAAGUGACAAGAUCAGUGGCUGCCGUCAGAGGAGUCGUAAAGGACUGUGGAGCAAAGCUAGCUGAUCCAGGAUCUAUUUUAUUCAAGUUUAGGCGAGUUCGAGUUGUCAAUAUAAAGGCUAAUGCUGCUGACAAAGACCAGCUGCUUAGUAUUGCUCUGGAUGCUGGUGCUGAAGAUGUUAUAGAACCAGCAGAGGAUGAAGAUGAUUUGGAAGAAGAUCGUCCUGAUAGAUAUUACAAGAUCAUUACUUCUUCAGAAAAUUAUUCCACAAUACUAUCAAAACUACGAGAUGAUGGAGUAGCGUUUGAACCAGAUAAUGGUUUUGAGCUACUGCCACAUAACCCCAUUGAGGUAGAUGAUGAAGCCAUGGAGUUAAACAAGGACCUUAUGUCCAAGUUGCUUGAACUUGAUGAUGUUGAUGCUGUUUAUUCGGAUCAAAAGGAUACGUGAUUGUUUUGCAGUCAGAAAUCUUCCUGGCAUCCAGAGGUUUCAAAAAUAUGAUAGAGAGAACUACGACAGAUCUUGAUUUAGUUAUAUUACCAGGUGAUCAUCAUUAUAAGGAAGAAGUUUCAUGUCCCAUCACUUGCAGAGAGAUGAAUUUUUCUUCAACAUUAUUAAGGUUUCCAUCUGAACCGUUGUGUCAAACACAACUAAUUUUAGACUCGGCAAGAAGCGACCUCUAUUCCUUUUCCCAAAUUUGUUGCAACCACAAAAAUAGAAGGUUGGCACUCUCUUCCCAAUAAUCAUGAUUUCGUAUAUUAGUUAAAAAAACACUUGCCUAGAUCGUGUUGGAUUGUUUGUAUUUGGAUUUUUUUUUUUUCUGUUGAUAUGUACCUUGUUACAGAGGUUCGUUCCCUAGUCUUAUAAGAGCAUCAGAAGAUGCUAAUUAGAGCCA
Musa acuminata AAA Group (dessert banana) is the source of this 1623-nucleotide messenger RNA. Its product is annotated as probable transcriptional regulatory protein At2g25830. Gene Ontology annotation, cellular component: chloroplast. The coding region runs from base 234 to 1178 and encodes 314 amino acids. The transcript is spliced from 8 exons. NCBI's taxonomy places the organism in Eukaryota, Viridiplantae, Streptophyta, Magnoliopsida, Zingiberales, Musaceae. The record is from RefSeq and is a predicted model, not a curated record.